AUGCUCCUCCAACCCAUCACCAACCCCAGUAAAUGUGUCCGCUACAUUGUCGUUCUCCUCAGCAUAUGGGCCUUCAUCUACCUCUUCUCACCCUUCAACCUCCGCCUCGACAAAAACGACCCCAGCUCCGACGACGACGAUGAAGCAAACAGGGGCGGCUCCCUCAGCCGGCACGAUAUCUGCCGCCCCUACGGUUGGAAACCCUACCAGCCCCGCCAACCCUCGGACCCUCCCCGCAAGAUAUACGAUUUAGUUCUCGUCACCACGGAACUCGACCUGCUCGAAGUCCGCCUGAACACCACCUGGGACGCCAUCGACUACUAUGUUCUCGUCGAGAGUGCCAAGACGUUUACAGGGCGCAAUAAGCCUCUGCUGCUUCAACAUGCACUCGACUCCUCCUCCCGGUUCGACGCCUACAAAUCCAAGAUCAUCUACCACGAAGUUGAACACCCCGAGGAUUUCAACCCCCGGUCUCUUACGUCGGGAAAAGCAUCUGCAUCUGCAUCCGCAUCUGGGUCGGUAUCAUCAUCACCAUGGCAAGAUUUCCACCUAAACGCCAUGUUCGAUCAAGUCUUUCCUUCUCUCGCAGCUGAAACUGAACCCCCCACCAACCCCAGUUUGAACUCAUCAUCAAUAACUUCCCGCCGUCCCCACCUAAACGACAUUCUCCUCCUCUCCCUCGCCUCCGAAAUCCCCCGUCCACAAACCCUUGCCCUCUUGAAGGAAUGUAUCUUCCCGGCCCGCUUAACCCUCUCCUCCAAAAUGCACUACUACUCCUUCCAAUUCGUCCGUCGACCUUCUUGGUUCUCUCGCACGCACGAGUAUGGUCCGGGGUACGUAGACCAAGAGUCCAAAAAAGUAGAGUGGGGACAUCCGCAGGCUACGGUCUACAAGGGGGUAGGAGGCAAGACGGUGAAGAUGAGCGGGUUGAGAGACAGGAUAGUCCGAUUCGUGCGAGAGGGAAAAGAUCUCUGGGCUGAUAUCCACGAGCAGCAAGGCGGGACGAAGUGGGUAUUUGAGGAUGUGGUCAAUAACACGGACGUUCCGAGUUUCUUGUUGGAGUCGCCAGAAGGAAAAGAAGGCGGGAGGUUGAGGUUCUUGAUGGAAAGGGGAGGGAGAAAUGGUGGGUUUAGGGAUUACGAUGAAGUGUCGAAGGUGGGGGUGAAGGAUGGAGAGGCAAGGGAAGAAACUCAGGAGAAGGUGAAUGGGAAGUAGGGGUAGUUGAAGUGUUGUUUGGGUACGGAAAGGGGUUAAUUAAUACAAGUAGAAAAAUGACGGGAUGAAAGGUCGGAUGCGUGAUGCUACGGAGCAACGGACAGUACAAUCUUGAUGAUUGUCAUGGUGUAUCAGUGAACUCAUUGACCUGAAAAGAAGAAAGAACGGUUACCACGAGGAUUUCAUCGAGAUGGAGUCAGUAUUGAUGGGUUUGGAAGGAAGGUAUCUCUCGAGUACGGAUUUCAGGUCAUGGAUCUGGCGUUACGAUUAUUGGUCGGGCUACAUAUAAUUGCUUGGCUCUCAUUUGUAUCCAAAUCUUGUAUACACAACCUGCUCACUGCUGUAAUCGUC
Messenger RNA from Neurospora hispaniola, 1566 nucleotides. RefSeq lists its product as uncharacterized. NCBI's taxonomy places the organism in Eukaryota, Fungi, Ascomycota, Sordariomycetes, Sordariales, Sordariaceae. The record is from RefSeq and is a predicted model, not a curated record. Bases 1 to 1215 code for a protein of 404 amino acids. Gene Ontology annotation, molecular function: beta-1,4-mannosylglycoprotein 4-beta-N-acetylglucosaminyltransferase activity. The transcript is spliced from 2 exons. Gene Ontology annotation, biological process: N-acetylglucosamine metabolic process; protein N-linked glycosylation. Gene Ontology annotation, cellular component: membrane.